Molecule: messenger RNA, 453 nt
Organism: Ahaetulla prasina
Lineage: Eukaryota; Metazoa; Chordata; Lepidosauria; Squamata; Colubridae
Gene: SLIRP
Product: SRA stem-loop interacting RNA binding protein
Exons: 4
Coding region: 86-358 (90 amino acids)
Biological process (GO): positive regulation of mRNA splicing, via spliceosome; spermatogenesis
Molecular function (GO): poly(G) binding; poly(U) RNA binding; mRNA 3'-UTR binding
Source: RefSeq, a predicted model, not a curated record
GCGCUCCGCCGAAGCAGGCGGAAGCCAGCCUCCCAUUGGCUGGAGACCGCCUCAGCCGGGCAAGGUCGUUGUCCCUCGUUUUAAGAUGGCAGCGAGGGGGGUUUCUCGGCGCGUCUUCGAGGUCUUCGUUAGGCGAAUACCCUGGAGCGUGGAGGAAAAUGAACUACGAGAAUAUUUUACUCAAUUUGGACCUGUGAAGAAAUGCAUCCUGCCAUUUAAUGUAGAAACAGGGUUCCAUAAAGGUUUUGGCUGGAUUGGAUUUGCUACAGAAGAAAGUCGCAAUAAUGCUUUGUUAAAAGAUCAUUUUUUUGAAGGGUCACAGCUUGAAGUUAAACGUCAAGAAAAAACAGUCAGAUGAAAUACUUGCUAAUUCCAAUUAAAAGGAAGGGGCCUUUAUUUAAUUGCUAUGUAAAGAAAUUAAAAUAAACUUCGGCAUGUAUAUAUUCAUCUUAA